This is a messenger RNA of Raphanus sativus (radish), 1649 nucleotides long. Its product is annotated as elongation factor Tu, chloroplastic. Gene Ontology annotation, biological process: mitochondrial translational elongation. NCBI's taxonomy places the organism in Eukaryota, Viridiplantae, Streptophyta, Magnoliopsida, Brassicales, Brassicaceae. Gene Ontology annotation, molecular function: GTP binding; GTPase activity; translation elongation factor activity. The transcript has a single exon. Gene Ontology annotation, cellular component: mitochondrion. The record is from RefSeq and is a predicted model, not a curated record. Bases 105 to 1526 code for a protein of 473 amino acids.
UCCUUACGAAGAGAUAAAUCUCACUCCCAUCACUCUAUCCCCAAAAAUCUUCUUCGUCUUCUCCACCAAAUCCAAAUCCAAACCCAAACCCUAGCUUUCUCCCCAUGGCGAUGAUAUCCACACCAACCGCCUGCUCAACCUCCUCCAGACUCAUCUCUCCUCCUUCCCUCCGUCCCUCCAUCUCCACCAACCUCAAAACCCUAAAUCUCUCCUCCUCCUUCCUCCCUUCCUACUCCCUCUCCGCCGCUAAACCCUCUCCUCAAUCCACCACCACUCGCCGCUCCUUCACCGUCCGCGCCGCGCGCGGCAAGUUCGAGAGGAAAAAACCCCACGUCAACAUCGGAACAAUCGGCCACGUCGACCACGGCAAGACCACCCUAACCGCCGCCCUCACAAUGGCCCUCGCCUCCAUGGGGAACAGCGUCGCCAAAAAGUACGACGAGAUCGACGCAGCGCCGGAGGAGCGAGCCCGGGGCAUCACCAUCAACACCGCCACCGUCGAGUACGAGACGGAGAACCGCCACUACGCCCACGUGGACUGCCCCGGCCACGCCGACUACGUCAAGAACAUGAUCACCGGCGCCGCGCAGAUGGACGGAGCCAUCCUCGUCGUCUCCGGCGCCGACGGACCCAUGCCUCAGACGAAAGAGCACAUCCUCCUCGCCAAGCAGGUCGGCGUCCCCGACAUGGUCGUCUUCCUCAACAAAGAGGACCAGGUCGACGACGCUGAGCUGCUGGAGCUAGUGGAGCUCGAGGUCCGGGAGCUUUUGUCUUCCUACGAGUUCAAUGGUGAUGACAUCCCGAUUAUCUCCGGGUCGGCGUUGCUUGCAGUGGAGACGCUUACGGAGAAUCCCAACGUGAAGAGAGGAGAUAACAAGUGGGUUGAUAAGAUUUACGAGCUGAUGGAUGCUGUUGAUAGUUAUAUACCGAUCCCUCAGAGACAGACCGAGCUGCCUUUCUUGUUAGCUGUUGAGGAUGUUUUCUCUAUAACAGGGCGUGGGACUGUGGCCACGGGGAGGGUGGAAAGAGGGACUGUGAAGGUUGGGGAGACUGUGGAUUUAGUUGGGUUGAGGGAGACGAGGAACUAUACGGUUACUGGUGUUGAGAUGUUUCAGAAGAUUCUUGAUGAGGCUUUAGCUGGGGAUAAUGUUGGUUUGUUGCUUAGGGGUAUUCAGAAGGCUGAUAUUCAGAGAGGGAUGGUGUUGGCUAAGCCUGGGAGUAUCACUCCGCAUACUAAGUUCGAGGCGAUUGUGUAUGUGUUGAAGAAGGAAGAAGGCGGGAGGCAUUCGCCGUUUUUCGCGGGGUACAGGCCUCAGUUUUACAUGAGGACGACGGAUGUGACGGGGAAAGUGACGAAGAUUAUGAAUGAUAAAGAUGAGGAGUCGAAGAUGGUUAUGCCUGGUGAUAGGGUGAAGAUUGUGGUUGAGCUUAUUGUGCCUGUGGCUUGUGAGCAAGGGAUGAGGUUUGCUAUUAGAGAAGGUGGGAAGACCGUUGGUGCUGGUGUUAUUCAGUCUAUCAUCGAAUGAUUUCAUUAGAGUUUAUCUUUAUCUACUUUGCUUUCUUUAUUUUUUGUUUAAAAAACUCUUUUACCUUGUCGUGUUGUUUUCUAUAAGAAGUUGAAAAUCGAAAUGUGUCAUAUAUUUCCUUGA